AUGGUUGCUCGAUCUGUGGCUCUUCGAUCCCUCAGGGCAUCUGCUCGAGUCGCACCGCGUCUCGCUGUUGCCUCUGCUACUCCCAUCGUCGCUCGAGGAUUCGCUUCAUCUGCCUUCAUCAUGUCGCAGGGCAAGUUCCGUUCUGAAAAGGACACGUUUGGUCCCCUCCAGGUGCCCGCCGACCGCUACUGGGGCGCUCAGACCCAGCGAUCGCUCCAAAACUUUGACAUUGGUGGACCUCAAGAGCGCAUGCCCGAGCCGCUGAUCGAGGCCUUUGGUGUCCUCAAGAAGGCGGCUGCCACCGUCAACAAGUCAUUCGGUCUUGACCCCAAGGUCGCCGAUGCGAUUUGCCAGGCUGCCGACGAGGUGAUUGCCGGUAAGCUCCACAGCCACUUCCCCCUUGUUGUCUUCCAGACCGGUUCAGGUACCCAGACCAACAUGAACGUCAACGAGGUCAUCAGCAACCGUGCCAUCGAGAUCCUCGGCGGGGAGCUCGGCAGCAAGAAACCCGUCCACCCUAACGACCACGUCAACAUGAGCCAGUCGUCCAACGACACCUUCCCCACCGCCAUGCACGUCGCCUCGGUCACCCAGAUCACCAAGUCGCUCCUCCCCGCUCUUGAGGAGCUUCGCGCCGCGCUCGACGCCAAGCGCGCCGAAUUUGACGAUAUCAUCAAGAUCGGACGUACGCACUUGCAGGACGCGACGCCCUUGACGCUCGGCCAGGAGUUCUCUGGCUACGUAAAGCAGGUCGAGAACGGUAUCGAGCGCGUCAAGGCGGUUAUUCCUCGUCUUUCGCAGCUCGCCCAGGGUGGUACUGCUGUCGGAACUGGUCUCAACACCUACAUCGGUUUCGACAAGAAAGUCGCUGCCGAGAUCUCCAACAUCACCGGCUUGCACUUUGAGACCGCAGAGAACAAGUUCGAAGCGCUUGCAGCUCACGAUGCGAUCGUGGAAGCCAGCGGUGCUCUCAACACAGUGGCUGUGUCGUUGAUGAAAAUCGCUAACGACAUCCGAUACCUCGGCUCGGGACCUCGUUGUGGUCUGGGAGAGCUGAGCUUGCCCGAGAACGAACCGGGUUCGUCGAUCAUGCCAGGCAAGGUCAACCCCACGCAGUGCGAGGCGCUCACCAUGGUCGCUGCUCAGGUCAUGGGUAACAACACCACCAUCUCGGUCGCCGGCUCGUACGGUCAGUUUGAGCUCAACGUCUUCAAGCCGGUCUUGGUCAAGAACCUGCUCCAGUCCAUCCGUCUGCUCGCUGAUGGCGCUCGCAGCUUCACCAAGAACUGCGUCGUCGGUAUCGAGGCUAACAGGGACACGAUCAACAAGAUUCUCAACGAAAGUCUCAUGCUUGCUACCAUCUUGAACUCGCAUCUCGGCUACGACAAUGUCGCCGCGGCCGCUAAGAAGGCUCAUAAGGAGGGCACAAAGUUGGUCGACGCUACCGUCGCGUUGGGUUUCAUGACCGAGGAGGAGUUCAAAAAGAUCGUCAGGCCCGAGUUCAUGCUUGGUCCCACCGAGUACAAGGCCAAGAACUAA
Mycosarcoma maydis (corn smut) is the source of this 1539-nucleotide messenger RNA. RefSeq names its product putative fumarase FUM1. The coding region runs from base 1 to 1539 and encodes 512 amino acids. Gene Ontology annotation, biological process: malate metabolic process; fumarate metabolic process; tricarboxylic acid cycle. Gene Ontology annotation, cellular component: mitochondrion; tricarboxylic acid cycle heteromeric enzyme complex. NCBI's taxonomy places the organism in Eukaryota, Fungi, Basidiomycota, Ustilaginomycetes, Ustilaginales. The record is from RefSeq and is a predicted model, not a curated record. The transcript is spliced from 2 exons. Gene Ontology annotation, molecular function: fumarate hydratase activity.